Molecule: messenger RNA, 465 nt
Organism: Penicillium cinerascens
Lineage: Eukaryota; Fungi; Ascomycota; Eurotiomycetes; Eurotiales; Aspergillaceae
Product: SRPBCC domain-containing protein
Exons: 3
Coding region: 1-465 (154 amino acids)
Source: RefSeq, a predicted model, not a curated record
AUGACCUACAAGAACGAGAGCUCGAUUGAGAUCGCAACAUCGCCUGCCAAGGUGCGGGAAGUUGUACCUGCUCAACUUCUCGGCAUACCCAGAACGGCAUACCCAGAAUGGCACACCGAUUUCAUCAAGGGCGUUGAGGUCCAGGAGAAGGAUAAGACCGCUCAGACACUUGCAGCAGGGGACAAGGUCGAAGUCAACAUCGAAAAUUUCAAGUUCAUUGCCGAAAUCAAGUCCAACACUGAAGAAUUGUUCUCAUGGCAGGGCCCACCCGUCUUCACCAUUGCCAGUCUUCAUGAAUUCCGCAUGGAGCCCACCAAGGAUGGAGCGGCUACCAUCUUCACACAGUCAGAGGAGCUCAACGGCCUGUUCGCCUGGCUCAUGAGCCCGUCGCUUCUGGGCAAGAAGAUGAAGGCCCAUUUCGACGAGUUUCACCGGGACUUGAAAGCCCGUGCAGAAGCUACAUAG